This is a messenger RNA of Diachasmimorpha longicaudata, 1078 nucleotides long. RefSeq names its product DNA-dependent metalloprotease dvc-1-like. NCBI's taxonomy places the organism in Eukaryota, Metazoa, Arthropoda, Insecta, Hymenoptera, Braconidae. Gene Ontology annotation, cellular component: nucleus. The transcript is spliced from 2 exons. Gene Ontology annotation, molecular function: metalloendopeptidase activity; single-stranded DNA binding; polyubiquitin modification-dependent protein binding. The record is from RefSeq and is a predicted model, not a curated record. Gene Ontology annotation, biological process: DNA damage response. Bases 167 to 838 code for a protein of 223 amino acids.
UUUGUAUCCCAGGCCGACCACAUAGUGGGAGCGGCCCUGUUCAGUCGAAUGGUGGGCGGUAAAUGCCAGAGGCUCUUCGGUGUUUUUAUUAUAACACCUAACCUAGUAUCUUGAUUAACAACUGGUCCAGAUCGCUAUCAACCCUCAAAUUUCCCAGAAAAAAAAAAUGGCGCAAGGUACGCGUUCAUCCCGUCCCCAGGACCCCGAGAACAAGCUGUCGAUCCAGAAGAAAUGGAAUCUCGGUAUAACAACCGAGGUGGAUCUCCCGGAGGAUUUCGAUCCACUGACAGCAUCUCCCCUGGACGAUCGUCUCAACACAUCGGAGACUAAACCCGACAUCGUCGAGAUUCUGCGACAGUUGGAUCUCAAAUAUUUUCACGGCAAAAUAAAGGGCUACAGAAUCGAGUGGAACGCAAGCCUGAUAACAGCCUACGGUCGCACAAAUUUCUCCCAGAAUAAAAUAUCAAUAUCGAAAUUUCGUCACCUGGGACAGAAACGAUCGGUUCUCAUAAAGACAAUUCUCCAUCAGGGAAUUCACGCUUAUCUGGACAAAUUGGGCUUCAACAGGCGUGAUAAUGCCGCCCACGGGAAGGAUUUUAAGGCCGAAAAGAGCAGAAUAUCGAGAAAAGUUGGGGAGGACAUUGCAUCAAGGGAUGAUGUGAAUUUUAUACUCGCUGAGAACUACAUAUGUGCUCAUCAGUGUAAAAAAUGCAAAAAGAUACUCUACAGGAGAACGGGACAGGAUCCGAACAAGGUGAAACCUUAUACAAAGGUUUAUCACGACUGUCCAGGAGUCUUUCGUCCCAUAAAACUCAGGGAGACGUACAGAGAGCCGUAGGGAUUCGUCUCAAUUCAUCUCUCAUAUCUCCAUGCACGCAAUUUCGAAUGGAAAUUUUUUUUUUGUUAUGAAGUGGUAAUGAAAAAAAUACGCUGGAGGCGACUUAAAUUGUUUUACCACUCGACUACACAGAAUAUAUUACUUUUAUUCGUAAAGAUGUCACGAAAAUGUAUAGACAAAUCGUGUUGUAAUCAAUCAUGUCUUAUUGCAAAAUUGUAUCUAAUAAAAAAUCGUAGGUUU